CCUGAGACCACACCCCGGCGGCGGUCGGCCGGUGGGGCCGGUUUCUCCAGCUCGCUCUCCUCUGUCCCACCCAGGGGAGGCUCCAGCCCUGGGACUGCAUCGCCCUGCAACACUCGGCCCGAACCCUUCCUUGGUUUGCUGCACUAUGUCUGGGAGCACAAGCCCAGACUCUGACGCCUCUUUCUCAGAAUAGAGUCCUGGUCAAGGACUCGGCCAGCUAGCAUGGGGAGGAGCGCGGGGAAACUUUUCAUCUUACGGAACGUCCUUUCCCAACCGUUGGGGGAGGAUGGUUGCACCCGGAGCCUUUAGAUCCUGGCUGAUUAGGCUUUCUGAUCCAGCCCCGCGCUCCUGACCCGUUUUCCUGAGAAAAGGUGCUCAGGUCCCGCUUUCUUUCCUUGCCAUCCUUUCUUCCUAGGACAAGAUUCCAAGUAGCUGCAGCGUCAAUCAAUCAACUCUUGAACGUUCUUCUGGCUACGCCAACUGUUAAUUCCAGCAGGUAGACAGCAACAAUUUAAGGGGCGGCUCCUUGUAUAUAUAGCUUUCUGUUUGGGCUGUGGGCCAGCAAGCUCAAGCCAUGGUAACCAAGCUGACAAGUCUGCUUCUCUGAGGUUGUUUCUAACAACACCCCCCCCUGAGAGUCUAACCCAGAUUAUAAGAAGAGAUCUCUCUGGCUGUUCUCACUCAUUCAGAUCACUGUCACUCCUGAAGCAUCAUUUGGCAUACAACAUCAGAGCAAGAUGGGAAAAGCAGAUUUUAAAAUGAGGCAAAGCGGUUUGGGAGUGGGACAUUGGGGUCUGAACCAUAUGCGCGCUCAUUCAGCUAAGAAUACUGAGCACAAGAAGUUCAGGGGUCCCCUCCAAAAGCGUGAGUGUAUUUCAAUCCAUGUGGGUCAGGCUGGUGUGCAGAUUGGUAAUGCCUGUUGGGAGCUGUACUGCCUGGAGCAUGGCAUUCAACCUGAUGGGCAGAUGCCCAGUGACAAGACCAUUGGAGGGGGUGAUGACUCCUUCAAUACCUUCUUCAGUGAAACUGGGGCUGGCAAGCAUGUGCCUCGGGCUGUCUUUGUGGACUUGGAGCCCACAGUAAUUGAUGAGGUUCGAACUGGCACCUACCGCCAGCUUUUCCAUCCAGAGCAGCUCAUCACAGGCAAGGAAGAUGCUGCCAACAAUUAUGCACGAGGCCACUACACUAUCGGGAAAGAACUUAUUGACUUGGUACUAGAUCGUAUCCGAAAGCUGGCUGACCAAUGUACAGGACUCCAGGGUUUCCUCAUUUUCCAUAGCUUUGGGGGUGGCACCGGCUCUGGCUUCACCUCCCUGUUGAUGGAACGGCUCUCAGUAGACUAUGGCAAAAAGUCCAAGCUGGAGUUCUCUAUCUAUCCGGCGCCCCAAAUUUCUACAGCCGUGGUAGAGCCCUACAACUCCAUCCUGACCACCCACACCACCCUCGAGCACUCCGACUGUGCCUUCAUGGUGGACAAUGAGGCCAUCUAUGACAUCUGCCGCCGAAACCUGGACAUCGAACGUCCCACUUACACCAACCUCAAUCGUCUCAUAGGUCAGAUUGUUUCUUCUAUCACAGCUUCUCUGCGCUUUGAUGGCGCCCUUAAUGUAGACCUAACAGAGUUCCAGACCAACCUGGUGCCUUAUCCUAGAAUCCAUUUUCCCCUGGCCACAUAUGCACCUGUCAUCUCGGCCGAGAAGGCCUACCACGAGCAGCUCUCGGUGUCCGAGAUCACCAACGCCUGCUUUGAGCCGGCCAACCAGAUGGUGAAGUGCGACCCUCGUCAUGGCAAAUACAUGGCCUGCUGCCUCCUGUACCGUGGCGACGUGGUGCCCAAAGACGUCAAUGCUGCCAUCGCAACCAUCAAGACCAAGCGUACCAUUCAAUUUGUGGACUGGUGCCCCACUGGCUUCAAGGUUGGCAUCAACUACCAGCCGCCCACCGUGGUCCCUGGUGGGGACCUGGCCAAGGUGCAGCGGGCGGUGUGUAUGCUGAGCAACACAACCGCCAUUGCUGAAGCCUGGGCUCGCCUGGACCACAAGUUUGACCUGAUGUAUGCCAAGAGGGCGUUUGUGCACUGGUAUGUAGGUGAGGGUAUGGAGGAAGGAGAGUUCUCCGAGGCUCGGGAGGACAUGGCAGCCCUGGAGAAAGAUUACGAGGAGGUGGGCAUGGAUAGUUUGGAAGGGGAAGGGGAGGAAGAAGAGGGAGAGGAGUACUAAAUAAAGAACUUGGAAGCUUGUUUCAAAUAAAGUGUUUUAUUCUUA
Sarcophilus harrisii (Tasmanian devil) is the source of this 2264-nucleotide messenger RNA. RefSeq names its product tubulin alpha-1D chain. Bases 738 to 2219 code for a protein of 493 amino acids. Gene Ontology annotation, cellular component: cytoplasm; microtubule. NCBI's taxonomy places the organism in Eukaryota, Metazoa, Chordata, Mammalia, Dasyuromorphia, Dasyuridae. Gene Ontology annotation, molecular function: structural constituent of cytoskeleton; GTP binding. The record is from RefSeq and is a predicted model, not a curated record. Gene Ontology annotation, biological process: mitotic cell cycle; microtubule cytoskeleton organization. The transcript is spliced from 7 exons.